AUGUGUAUCCAAGGCAUUGACCAUGUCGCUGGCUCGGAAGAAGCUGCCCUGAUACAAAGUCACCGAGUGGGCAAGCAGCAUGGCGCAAAGAGCAAGAAGGUGCCAAAGAAUUCUGCUUUGCUGGUAAUAGACAUGCAGAAUGAUUUCAUAAGUGGGACGUUGCCCGUGGCUGGUGCAGAGUCCAUUAUCCCGACCAUCAACAACCUCACUGCGUUAGAUUCGUGGGAGGUUGUUGCUUUCACUACCGAUUAUCACCCUGCCAACCACCUCUCAUUUGCUUCCAACAGUCCUUUCAACAAGCAGCCGUUCAUGUCCGUCAACGUUUCUUACACCGACUAUCAGAAGGUUUGCGGGGAAGCGUACAAGCCAAUUUACAAAGAAUCUGCAGCUGGAAACUGUACGGCCAACGAUGUGGAGGUCCAGUUUUCGCAGGAACUUUGGCCGGACCAUUGCAUUCAGGGCACCUGGGGGCAACAGAUCCAUGACGAUGUCCUAGUACCCAGCAGCGCUUUCAUCAUUCGGAAAGGGAUUACGACCGUCGUCGACAGCUAUGGGGCCUUCACGAACAAUUAUGGCAUGUAUGUGACCGACAAAAACCCUGAGAUCAUCAAACGGAUCGAAGAGAACUCUUUAGCAACCUCGCUCAAAAGGCGUGCCAUUCAGCAUGUUUACGUGGCUGGUCUGGCCCUGGAUUAUUGUGUUAAAUACACCACGCUGCAGGCCUUAAGUCGAGACUACAAGACCUACGUCGUCAUUGAUGCAACAAAACCUGUGCUUCUUCUCACACUUCGGCAAGCUGACAAGCUGUCGGUGGUUUUGCGAUUUGCUCGGCCAAGUUGCCAAACAUGUGCGAUGCCAUUUGUGGUAGCCUUGGCCAAGGCAGAGGUUCGAUUCAUAGGCUGA
Symbiodinium natans is the source of this 903-nucleotide messenger RNA. Lineage: Eukaryota; Dinophyceae; Suessiales; Symbiodiniaceae. The record is from the annotation of a GenBank genome assembly.